Messenger RNA from Dendrobium catenatum, 1759 nucleotides. Its product is annotated as probable serine/threonine-protein kinase PBL19. Gene Ontology annotation, molecular function: ATP binding; protein kinase activity. Lineage: Eukaryota; Viridiplantae; Streptophyta; Magnoliopsida; Asparagales; Orchidaceae. The record is from RefSeq and is a predicted model, not a curated record. The transcript is spliced from 4 exons. Gene Ontology annotation, biological process: protein phosphorylation. The coding region runs from base 16 to 1476 and encodes 486 amino acids.
UGUGUAUAAAUUGACAUGACCUAUUUUUCCCAUGUAAUAAUUUCUGCCCUAAAUGGCACUGCCCAUUUAUGUUAUGUUAAUCUCACUGGCCCCUUCCAACUUCCAUCAACUAUUCCAAUUCAUCCACUGGCUCACAGUACCAUUUCCUCUUCCUUCUCCGCGUCUGAACUCUGGUUCGCUUCAAUAAAUCCACCCUCCAAGCUGCAAAAUGUACUCGUGCUGGGUGAAGAAAUAGUUGAAAGGCAACGCUUUUGCGUGAGAAUGGGGUGUUUCUCUCUCUUCAAAGCCAAACGCAGGGUCUCGAAAGAGCCGGAGAGGGCCAGAGCUGGUGGAGGCAGAGUGGUAGCAAAGAUAUCUUCUUCAAACGAUUUGACGUUCCCAUCAGAUAACUCUGCCGACGGUAAGCAAGCAACCAAAUUCUCGGGCUUGACCCCGUCACCGCGGAGCAUUACGGCCAUAUUCGAGGAGAAGGCCGGCGAUCUUCGCGUCUUCGAGCUCUCAGAGCUCAGGAGCGCUACUAAUGGCUUCAGCCGGACGCUUAAGAUUGGGGAAGGAGGGUUUGGAAACGUUUACAAAGGAUUUAUUAGGUCUGCGGUUGUGGAGGGUAGAGGAGAUAGGGUUACGGUUGCUGUGAAGGUUCUGAACCAGAAAGGCUUGCAGGGACAUAAGCAAUGGUUGGCUGAAGUUCAACUCCUUGGUGUCCUUAAGCACCCAAAUCUUGUAACACUUAUUGGAUACUGUUCUAAAGAUGGUGAAAGUGGGAUCCAAAGGCUACUAGUUUAUGAAUACAUGCCAAAUAAAAGUUUAGAUGAUCAUCUUUUUAACAAAACUUAUUCUGUCCUUCCCUGGAAUUUAAGGUUGAGGAUAGCCUUGGGAGCAGCAGAAGGCUUAGCACAUCUACAUGAAGGCUUUGAAGUUCCGAUCAUAUACAGAGACUUCAAAGCAUCAAAUAUUUUAUUAGAUAAUGAGUUCAAGCCAAAACUGUCAGAUUUUGGGCUAGCCAGGGAGGGUCCAACUGGAGAUCGAACUCAUGUAUCCACUACAGUGCUAGGGACAUACGGCUAUGCUGCACCAGAUUACAUUGAAACUGGCCAUCUCACAACCAAAAGCGACGUAUGGAGCUUUGGGAUAGUGCUCUAUGAGCUCCUCACAGGUCGACGCCCGCUCGAGGAGAGCCGCCCUGUCAAUGAACAGAAGCUUUUGGAAUGGGUGCAGCAAUUUCCGAUCGAAAGCAAGAGGUUCAACAUGAUCAUGGAUCCAAGACUAAGGUAUCAAUAUUCAUUAAAAGCAGCAAGGGAGGUUGCUAAACUGGCAAAUAGCUGCCUUGCAAAGCAGGCCAAAGAACGGCCUAAGAUAAGUGAGGUCGUUGAGAAACUGAAACAAGCAAUUCAUGUUACUGAAGCAUCAAGGAACAUGGGCUCUAUAUCAGAGCAUGCGGUGGGUAUGUUAGAGAAGGGAAAAGGAAUUGAAUCUUAAGCUAAUGGGUAGUGUUAAUAUAAGCAGCUUUAUGAAGGAAAAUUGUGGUUUGUAGUGCUGAUAAACGGCCUCUUGUGUGCAAAAUUUUAAGUGGACGUAGAGAAAUGAGAUUAUUAGGCGGUUUUCUCUUCAUUUUUCACUUGUGUAGAGAGGUUCAUUUCUGAAAUAGCCGCACUGCUAUGAAUGAUCGGUACAUGCACAUUAUGUUGUAUGAUAGAAGCUGAAUUUGUUAACAAAAUGUAUAAAUAAAGGGUAAUUUUUUAAUAGUAUCAUUUUUCACCAA